Messenger RNA from Microplitis demolitor, 1267 nucleotides. RefSeq names its product transaldolase (gene Taldo). The transcript has 5 exons. Gene Ontology annotation, cellular component: intracellular anatomical structure; cytoplasm. Bases 96 to 1097 code for a protein of 333 amino acids. Gene Ontology annotation, molecular function: transaldolase activity. Gene Ontology annotation, biological process: carbohydrate metabolic process; pentose-phosphate shunt; pentose-phosphate shunt, non-oxidative branch. The record is from RefSeq and is a predicted model, not a curated record. Lineage: Eukaryota; Metazoa; Arthropoda; Insecta; Hymenoptera; Braconidae.
GCUAUCUUUGUCAUUGACCGCGAUCAGUUGAGAUUGAGGAUCUAAACGCCGUACACUUUGGAAACCGUGAAGUUUAAUAAAUAAAAUAAUUUAAAAUGAGUGCAAGUCCAGCCAGUAAAAAACAAAAAAUGGUUAACUCUUUAGAGCAAUUAAAAGCUUUGACGACAGUCGUUGCUGAUACUGGAGAUUUUCAAGCUAUGGAACAAUUUAAACCGACUGAUGCAACGACAAAUCCAUCUUUGAUUCUCGCUGCUGCUAAUCAGAAAAAAUAUGCGCAUUUGUUAGACAAAGCUGUACAAUAUGGAAAAAAAAGUGGCAGCACUAUUGAGGAGCAAACUGAAGCAGCGAUUGAUAUGACGUGUGUUUUAUUUGGUCAAGAAAUUUUGAACAUUAUUCCUGGUCGUGUAUCAACGGAAGUUGAUGCUAGAUUAUCUUUCGAUAAAGAAGCUAGCAUUGAAAAAGCUAAAAAACUUAUUUCGUUGUAUGAGGAAGCUGGUAUCAGUAAGGAACGUAUUUUGAUUAAGCUUGCUUCUACUUGGGAAGGAAUCCAGGCUGCUAAGGAAUUGGAAGAAAAGUAUGGAAUCCAUUGCAAUUUAACUUUGUUGUUCAAUUUCGCUCAAGCUGUUGCUUGUGCUGAAGCUGGCGUUACUUUGAUAUCUCCGUUUGUUGGACGUAUUCUUGAUUGGUAUGUAGCAAACACAGAUAAAAAAUCAUUUGAACCCAAAGAAGAUCCGGGAGUCAUUUCCGUGACUAAAAUUUACAAUUACUACAAAAAAUUCGGCUACAAAACAGUAGUUAUGGGUGCGUCAUUCCGUAAUAUUGGUGAAAUAAAAGAACUUGCAGGUUGCGAUUUGCUGACUAUAAGUCCAAAGUUGCUCGAAGAGCUGGAGAAAAGCAACGAGCCUGUGCGCAAGAUGUUGAACUCAGAAGCCGCUAAAAAGACAGAUUUAAAAAAAAUAACAUUAAGCGAAUCUGAGUUUCGCUGGAUGUUAAAUGAGGACCAAAUGGCUACUGAUAAACUUAGCGACGGGAUCCGUAAGUUCGCUGUAGAUAUGCGAAAACUUGAGCAAUUGUUGCUGGAAAAAAUCCAAGCUUAAUUCUCAUUCUCUGUACAUAAGUUGCAAUUUUAUUUGUCCAAUUUUUCGAUACGUAUAUAUUUUGGAGUUAUUUUUUUUUUUUUUAGAUAUUUUUUAAUCAUGGGGAUUGUACAAAUUUAUAGACAUAUAUAUUCUAUUGAUGUUCAUUUAAUAAAAGGUUAUAUAAUUAA